AUGUGUCAAUCUGUAUAUUAUCGUGUACAUCAAGUACAAUUUUUUGAAAUUUCAGUAUCAAAUGAUAGUUCAUUUGAACCUUUUUUUGAUAAAGUAGAAGAUUCUGCCGAAUCUCCUAUUAAAGCUGAUGAGGAUUGGAAGCUUGACUUGAAGUCUUUGAUUUCAAUAAAUACUUAUGCACUUGUUUUAUACUUGUCACUCAUGCAUUGGUAUAAGGAUGAAUAUAUCAAUUCAAGCGAUACCUAUUCUAGUGAGACAAUUAUAAGUAAUGGCUAA
Messenger RNA from Funneliformis mosseae, 276 nucleotides. The record is from the annotation of a GenBank genome assembly. Lineage: Eukaryota; Fungi; Glomeromycota; Glomeromycetes; Glomerales; Glomeraceae.